Rotaria sordida is the source of this 1727-nucleotide messenger RNA. The record is from the annotation of a GenBank genome assembly. NCBI's taxonomy places the organism in Eukaryota, Metazoa, Rotifera, Eurotatoria, Philodinida, Philodinidae.
UGUUUUCUGUUAAUAGUUAUGAAAAAUCAGGAACACAAGUAACUGAAGUACGACGAAUGUUUCUUGAACGAAAAGAUAUUGCAGGAUAUAAAGCAUAUACAGCAAAACAAAAUGAUCCAAAAUUAUUUCGUUGGUGGGGUCGUUAUUUUGAAAGUCGAGGCAAAAUAGAAGAUGCACUUGGAUGUUAUCGAAAAGCAGAUGAUAAUUUAUCAUUAUGUCGAUUACUUUGUGAACAAGAUCAACCUACUAAGGCUAUUGAAUUAUGUUCAGAUACAGGAAAUAAAGCUGCUUGUUAUCAUAUGGCACGAUAUUUUGAAAAAAAAGGCGAUUAUAAACAAGCUAUUUCUUAUUUUCAACAAGCAUCAGCUAUUAGUAAUGCUAUGCGUCUCUGUCGGGAUCAUCAUUUAGAUGAAUAUAUGGCUAAUAUUGCUGUACAAGGUACAUCUGAUGAUAUGCUUGAAGCAGCACGAUACUUUCAAACUUUACCUAUGCAAGAAGAUCGUGCUAUUUUACUCUAUCAUAAAGCUGGAUUAACUUCGAAAGCUAUUGAUUUGGCAUUUAAACAUGAACGAUAUUCAGCAUUAGCACAAAUUGCUGAUAGUGUUGGUAAGAAUGUUGAUCCAACACAAGUUACUCGAAUGGCUGAUUAUUUUAUGCAAUUAAAACAAUUUGAUAAAGCGGUUGAUUUACUUGCCGCUAUUGAUCGAGUUGAUGAAGCAGCAGAUUUAGCUAUUCGAAAUGAAAUUCCAUUAACAGAAGAAUUACUUGAACGAUUAAGUCCUGCUAAACCUACUAACGAAGAAGAUAUGCCUAAAUAUCAGGCUAUUUGUGAGAAAUUAGGUGAUCUAGCUGUUAGUCAAGGAGCAUAUGCUGGUGCAGCAAAGAAAUAUCUCGAUGCUGGUAAUAAGAUUAAAUCAAUGCGUGCAUUGAUACAUUCUGGUGAUGUUGAACGUAUAACUAUGUUUGCAACUGUAGCACGUAAUCGUGAAGUUUAUUUACUUGCUGCUGAUUAUUUGAAAACAUUGGAUUGGAAAAAAUAUCCAGAUGCAUUACAAAAUAUAAUGAAUUUUUAUAAAAAAGCAAGAGCAUAUGACAAACUUGCUCUAUUUUAUGAUAUGUGUGCACAAAUUGAAAUUGAAGAAUAUCGAGAUUAUAAUAAAGCAUUAGAGGCAUUAAUGGAAGCAUAUAAAAUAUUGAGAGAUAAUGGAGAAAAUACAUUUACAAAAGAUGAAACAUUACAAGAACUCGAACUCAAAUGUCGAAAUAUAAAACGAUUUAUUGAUGCUAAAGAUCGAUACUUGAAUGAUCCCGAAACAGGUUCUCGUGAAUUGGCUAGUUUAUUAACAGAUCAAAAAAUAUUUAUUGGUGUUCAUCCAGGUGAUCUUUAUGGAAUAUUAAUUGAUCAUUUUGGACGACAAGAAAAAUAUAAACAAGCUGGAAUGUUACUUGAUGAAUUACAAGAGCAUAUUCCUGAACGUUAUUUUUCUCAUUAUAUUAAUCCAAAUUUACUUUCGGCUAUUUAUGCUGCAACUGGACGUAAAAUGGCUCCGCCAGAUCAACCAUCACAGAGUAUGACAUAUAAUAAUGAUGAAAAUGAAGACAAACUAGUGAUUGAUGAUUAUCAAAAUGAUCGACGACAACAACAACGACAAGGACACUUAGGCAAAAGUCAUACUUAUGCAGAAGAAAUUGAUGACAAUAUCGAUUAUGGAUCUGUUGAUGAUUGA